CAGACGGGACGCGAGCGGAAUAUCCUCCGCCGUUAUCGCUCUGAUAGAAACGAGAGGAGCGGUCGAUAGACUCGGCGCCGGAGACGGCGUCGUGCGUGUGGAACAUCACUUGAGUUCCUCAACAAACUCUGAAACACAAAGCGAAACCAUGGGCAAGGCGGGGAGUAAAGUCCUGAGAGAGGCCGCUGUGGACGGGGUUCAAGACCAGCCAACGCCGGUCGCUCCCGUUAAAUUGGAAGGAGCCACCAAAAGCAGCAAGAUGAAGGUGAAAUGGACCCAGCUGGGUUUGGUGUUCUUCCUCAUUCUGUCGCUGGUGAUGACAGGAUGCUUCUUCUGGCAAUAUCAGCUGCCCAAACUUUUGCCAGAUGAAGGGAUGGGUCGCAACGCCAAAUUAGAAAUGAUGUGUCCUCGCUUCCCCGAGCCUCUGCAGCUGGAACACCCCAUCCCGGGUUUGAAAGAGGCCCUGGAGAAGGUGGACGCGGUGCUUCGGCAGAGCGUGGAUCCCCUCAGCCUCCCCUCGCUGUCGGCCAUCGUGAUCUUAAACGACACGGUUCUGUGGACCGGCAACUUUGGGAAAAGGAACGGCAGCGACCCUCAGUCGGGACCCCCCAACGAGUACACCAUCUACAGAAUUGCCAGCCUAUCAAAGACCUUCCCGACGUUGAUGCUGUACAAACUGUGGGAGGACGGGAAGAUCGGCUCCCUGGACGACCCUCUGGAGAAAUAUCUGGAGAACUUCACCAUCAAAAACCCUCUGGGCAAGACGCGAGACUCGGAGCUCAAAUACGUGACAGAUGGCCUGAUCUUUCUGGACAGCGGGGAGGUCCAGAUCCGCUCCUCCUCCGUCACCCUGCGCAGGAUGGCCAGCCAGCUCUCAGGCCUACCCCGGAGACUCCGCGCCACCAGUCUGCUUUGGAAAGGAAAAACCCAAACGGCAAUCAAUCUGCUGCAAGACGACGUCCUGGUUGCGGACCCAGGCACCAAAUGUCACUACAGCAACCUCGCCUUCUCGCUGCUGACUCACGUGAUGGCCGAGCGAGUGGCCGCCGUCGACUACCAGCGGUGGAUCACGGACAACAUCCUGGACCGGCUGGGGAUGGAGGACACCGGCUUCGACAUCACCCCGGCGCUCCAGGGCCAGAUGGCCGUGGGCGUGUACUCCAACGGGAAGCCGGCCCCGCUCUACGACCUGGGCUGGUACCGGCCUUCGGGUCAGAUCUUCUCCACGGCCGCAGACUUGGCCAAGCUCGCCAUGAUGCUGCUGGGCGCUUACCCCCGCAAGGUGCUGGAGCCGGACUCUCUGAUCAUGCUGACCCCGCUCUUCAGGUGCGAUAAGGACUACUUCGCCAACCGCACUGGGACGCCGUGGGAGGUCAACGAGUUCAUGGGCUACGAGAUGCUGCGAAAAGAUGGCGAUCUGGACGGCUACUCGGCCACGUUCUCCCUGAUACCCAAAAUGAAGCUCGGUCUUGUGGUGCUCAUGGCUGGCAGCCGGUCUCAGAACCAGGACUUGGUGACCCAGGCUUACAGCCACAUCAUACCAGCCAUAGAGAAAGCCUUCAGGGAGGGCAAGAAGGUCCUCUCCCCUCCACCCAACCCAGAAACGUACGUCGGCUUCUUCACCUACAGCAACAUCACCUUCUACGAGAUAAAAGUCGGCUCCGACGGAGUUCUCGUCAUGCAACAGUUCGGGCCUCAGAUCGAGGAGCUGAUCCCGGAGAAGUAUCGGAUGAUAAAGCUCAACUACCUGGUGGACCGGGUGUUCAGGGUGGUCUUCGAGAAAGAGUACCCUUGUGUUCUGCGAGUCGGGACGGCCUCGGUGUCCCUGGAAGCCCAAGAUGGCCAAUUGUUUAAUUUCUACACCUUCGACAAGCGCGGCUUGUCCCCUGGUUUCGACGCACCGGGACUGAACACGUACAACGUGGUGAGAAUCGCCCGCAGGCCGACCUUCUCCGGCUGAACGGCCUCCAAUCAACUCCGCUGGGCUUUGACUGUUGAGAGACCAGAUGAUGACGUCGGGGUUCACCUUGGUAAUCACACAUGGGAUUGUGCUCUUGAUUUACAGAGAGCGCAGAGAGGGACGGCCAUAUGUAAAAAGUCUUGCACAGAAAAUGAACGACUUUCCCUGAGGAAUGAUGUGUGUGUGCUCGUCCUUCAUCACGCCUCCCGACUGAACACAUUAUGAUGAUGAUGAUGUUUUUUCCUGCCUUCAAUUAAACCGAUUUUACAUUCGU
This is a messenger RNA of Pseudoliparis swirei, 2234 nucleotides long. RefSeq names its product lactamase, beta-like 1b (gene lactbl1b). Lineage: Eukaryota; Metazoa; Chordata; Actinopteri; Perciformes; Liparidae. The record is from RefSeq and is a predicted model, not a curated record.